Setaria italica (foxtail millet) is the source of this 3369-nucleotide messenger RNA. Its product is annotated as pentatricopeptide repeat-containing protein At4g21065. The transcript has 5 exons. Bases 414 to 1835 code for a protein of 473 amino acids. The record is from RefSeq and is a predicted model, not a curated record. Gene Ontology annotation, biological process: RNA modification. Lineage: Eukaryota; Viridiplantae; Streptophyta; Magnoliopsida; Poales; Poaceae. Gene Ontology annotation, molecular function: protein binding; RNA binding.
GGGGAUGACCGUAGUGGGCCAACCUGUCGGUGCCUCCGCUGUGCGCCUCGCUACCCCGGCCCCUUCCUCCGCCGGCGGCUGGCGGCGUGGACGCCUCCUCGCCGCACCGCCCGGCACCAGACCGCCGCCGCCUUUCCCCCGCCCACCUCGAACUUCGUCGACGCGACGCCCCCAUCCCGACUUGGCCCAAACCGCCUGCGACCACGUAGCAGCGCCCAACUGCGCACGGCGGUGGCUUGGUGGCAGCGUAGAGUGCUGGAUGCGGCUCAGGUCGGGAGAGGCAGCCACGCUCCGAUUCGGUGGCGGACGAUACGGUGGAUGAGCGAGAUGAGCAGGAGGUCAGAAUCUAGCGGGGAGGAGCUCAAUUUCUGUUGCCGGGGCUCGAUUCCGUGGUCCGGCACUGCGACAUUUGCAUGGCGCCACCACGGCCUUCACCUUCGCUCCCGGCGUGGGCGACGGCCAACGCCCUCUUCCGCCGCCACCGCCGCCUGCUGCCGCUCCUCCUCCCCGCUGCCUCCCUCCGGGACCUCCUCCCCGUUCUGUCCUACUGCCUCGUCUCCGGCCUCGCUCGCAACCCCUUCGUUGCCUCCCGCCUGCUCCUCACGUCCUCCGGCCUAUCCCUUCCCUUCUCCCUCCUCCUCCUCUCCCAUCUCCCGGCCUCCUCCCUCUCUUCGUUCUCCUUCAACUCCCUCAUCCGCGCCUCCCCGUCCGUCCUCGCGCUCCGCCUGUUCGACCAAAUGCGCCGCCGAGGCGUUCCCGCGGACCCAUACACCCUCCCGUUCCUGAUCCGCGCCUGCAACGGCAGUGAUCCUCCGCUGUGCAAGUCUCUGCAUGGGCAAGGCGUCCGUCUUGGCUACGGCUGCCACCUCUUCACGCAGACGGCGCUGAUGAACAUGUACUUCGCCUGCGGGUCGGUGGUCGCCGCUCGCAGGGUGUUCGAGGAAAUGCCGGCGAGGGAUGUGGUUGCAUGGACGGGCCUGGUUUCAGGUUAUGUAGACUCCGGGAUGUACCUGAAAGCAGUUGAGGUGUUUCAGGAGAUGAGAGGUGCUGAUGAUCUCGUGUGGCCUAAUGAGGCAACGGUGGUGUCAGUUGCCUCUGCCUGCACCGGUCUGGGCUCACUGGAGUAUGCCACGGGGCUGCAUUCAUAUGUGGAAAAGAUUGGCUUGGAGGGCAAGUUGAUUGUCAAGAAUGCAUUGGUUGACAUGUAUGGGAAGUGUGGCAGCAUUGAGUCAGCUCGUAGAUUGUUUUGUUUGAUGUGCGAGAAGGACCUGCAUUCAUGGACAGCAAUGAUUUCAGGGUUGGCUUCGCAUGGGCAUGGCAAAGAAGCAGUUGCCUUGUUCUUCAGCAUGUUGGAGGCGGGAUUAAAUCCUGAUUCGACUACCUUUAUUGUGGUUCUCUCUGCUUGUAGCCAUUCUGGAUUGGUGGAUGAGGGGAUACAUGUCUUCAAUUCCAUGGAGAGUGAGUAUCGUGUCUCUCUGAGCAUCAAACACUAUGGUUGCAUGGUGGACCUUUUCAGCAGAGCAGGGCUUAUUCACCGUGCUUAUGAAUUCGUUAGCACUAUGCCUUUUGAACCAAACUUGGAGAUUCUUGGGGCCCUGCUGAGUGCAUGCAGUAUCAACAAUGAAUUAGAGAUUGGGGAGCUCGUGCUCAAUAAGAUUGAGUCAGUCUGCUCCUACAAAGGAGGUGCUGGUGUGCUUCUGUCCAACAUGUAUGCUAACCAAAACCUGUGGCAGGAAGUUGAUACCAUUAGAAGGAAGAUAAAAACUGAAGCAAUUGCCAGGAAGCCACCUGGUCAGAGUUUGAUUGCAACAGAAGUUCUUUGCAUGAGUUGGUGAUUAGUAAUUGAGCGGAUUCACUUUUGAUGAAGCUGCUGCUCCUGAUUUUGGUCGGAUGAUGAGUACUCUAUGUAUCUGGGGAUGGGCAGCUUCAGGGUGUUUGCUUUCUACGACUCUGUAGUCCAGCCGAAAUGGAAGGUGUUGUUGCGAGGAGGGUGAUCCCUUCGGACAAUAGCUGCCUCUUCAACGUUGUAUACGUGAUGGAACACAACCGGAAUAAGGCUUCUGAGCUCAGACAAGUUACUUCCUUGACCAAAUGUUUAGCAGUUAUAGCAGCAACAGUUGUUGGUGAUGCUCAUGAUCCUGAAAAGUUCAACGAAGUGUUUCUUGGCAAACCAGAGAAGUGCUUGGAUUUUGGGUCCUGAAAAUUUGGGAGAGUUUCAGUACUAUCAAUUUGCCAUCAUAGCAGUCUGUUGGAACCCAGUUGCCAAAAUGCCAUCCUUGUGACAUCCCAAGCUUACAUCUGAUACUACAUAAAUAGCUGGGACUUGAUAGCUCAUGAUUCCUCAUAAGGCAUGUCCACUAUAAAUGUAUGAACCUCCAUUACAAGCCCACGACUUAGUUUUAAAAGUUUUGGCAAUGGUGCCUUUAUUCUCCUGCGGCUCCUGAUAUUAGACAGCUCCGCAAAAUCUGGUUCCAUCAUUCCAUGUCUAGGAACUUUGUGUGAGGCCCCAUUGCCAGCACAAUCGGCCUCUAUCCACAUAAUAGCAGAUUUUUAGAAAGACAUGGCGAAAAAUAUCAAUCAACACUUCCUUUCAUUUUUCCUGAUGGUGUAGUAUAUUCCUUCUUUCUGCAUUGAAAUGCAUAUAACACGCCUUUUGAGUUCUUGCAUUGCUGAAAACUCGAAAUUACCGUGGCUUUGACUUGGACAAAAUAGUGGGUAUGUGAUGCUUGGAUAAACCACAAGAAUAUCAACUAACCGCUUUUCGUUUGCUUUACCAGACAGGGUACUGGUUCUCCUAGAAACAUUUUUUCCAGAAUAGCCCGCCUUGCGUCCAUGGCAACAUUACAAAUCCAUUCUAAGAUGCGCGCUGAGCCUUCCCCACCAACAAAGAAGCCCGGUCAGAACAUUAACCUUACCCCCCUUUCCUUAGGCAAGAGCACAUACAACCUCUUUUCACUUCCCGGGUAAAACACCUGCAGAUGAGGAAUGUUUACUGCCAUCUUUCGUCAUGCUUCCUGUUCUAGGAGGCUGUACAGGGGAGGGGGCUGAGGCUGGGGGCCAAGGACAGGAACAACCAAACGAUGUUGUAGGAGGCUGAGGCUGAGGCUGAGGCUGCGGCCCCUGGUCUGGUGGUGAGCACCCGCACGCAAUGUGGGAGGCACUUGCUUGCGGGAUCGGAUUCCCACACCCACCGAGGAAACGGUUGGACUCGCCCUCGGGGCAGAUCGCCUCAGGUCGCGGCUCUUUUCUUUCCCUCUCGCCUUAUCCGAUCCGAACGCGUAGUAGUGAGGCACUGGUUUCUUCGGCCAUCGCAGCUUCGAGCUAGUAGCAUCAUACGGAGUACUUAUCACUGCCUUUCUGCUUAUAGCC